AAUGUCAAUUUGACAUUGACAGUAGUAAACUUAACCUAAAAUUUAGCAACAAUCAAAAUUAUUAUCUAAAAAUCUUGUUAAUCUUAAUAGUAUCCUUAAAAGCACUUUAAUUUCCAAUUUAGAUCAAAAACUUGUUGAAUAAGUAUCAAUAUAAACUAUUACCAACACGUGGAUAUUUAUUAAUCUUUUACUCAAUUUAAAAUAUUUUCUAACCUAAAAAAAUUGUCAAAAUGAAAGAAUUUCUUGUAAGAAAAGCGAAAAAGGAAGAUAUGAAAGAUGUUUAUGAAAUGAUUAAAGGAUUAGCUAUUUUUGAAAAAAUGCCGAAUGAAGUAAAAAUAUCACCAGAAACAUUACAAAAAGACGGUUUUGGACCAAACCCGACGUUUCACUGCUUUGUGGCUGAAUUAAACUCGGAAAUAAUUGGGUUUACUAUUUAUUAUUAUUGUUAUUCGACUUGGUUGGGUACAAGCAUUUUUUUAGAAGAUUUAUUUGUAAAAGAGGAGUUUCGUAAACAAGGGGUUGGCGAAGAAUUAUUUAAAAAAGUCGCUAAAUUAGCUCACGAAAGCAGCCAUAGAUUAGAUUUUCACGUUUUACGGUGGAACCCCGCUGUGGAUUUUUAUAAAAAACUUGGUGCCAUUGAUUUGACGAAAACGGAAGAGUGGCAUUUGUAUCGAUUAAAUGAUGAAGCUUUAAAUAAACUAUUUAGUUAAAUAAGAAAAUGCAAAUUAGUUAAAUAAACUAUUUAGUUAAAUGCAAA
Messenger RNA from Onthophagus taurus, 757 nucleotides. RefSeq names its product thialysine N-epsilon-acetyltransferase. Gene Ontology annotation, molecular function: N-acetyltransferase activity. The record is from RefSeq and is a predicted model, not a curated record. Lineage: Eukaryota; Metazoa; Arthropoda; Insecta; Coleoptera; Scarabaeidae.